Rhagoletis pomonella (apple maggot) is the source of this 2002-nucleotide messenger RNA. RefSeq names its product zinc finger protein 721-like. NCBI's taxonomy places the organism in Eukaryota, Metazoa, Arthropoda, Insecta, Diptera, Tephritidae. Gene Ontology annotation, biological process: regulation of transcription by RNA polymerase II. The record is from RefSeq and is a predicted model, not a curated record. Gene Ontology annotation, molecular function: DNA-binding transcription factor activity; RNA polymerase II cis-regulatory region sequence-specific DNA binding.
AGGAGACUGUAUACAGACGUCGCUACUCUGCAUUGUGGAAUGAUGUUUCUACUACUAAACUGUUAUCAAUGGUUGAGCAGUAUCCAUGCUUUUAUAACAAAUACAACAUCGAUUAUCGCAGUAAGGAAAAGCGCGGAGAGGCGUUGCAGCAAAUGGCAACUGAAUUGCAAAAGAUGAUUGACGUAUCCACCAUACAAAUAUCAAAGCGUAUUUCGCAAUUACGUUUCGACUACUCCAAGCAAAAACAGGAACGUCUGCUCUGCGAGCAAAAUAAUAAAGUAUUUGUACCCAGCUACACCUACUAUGAUCAAAUGCUUUUUAUGGAUGCUGAUAUCGCGCCAUUCAAAUGUGAUUUUUGUCCAGUAAUAGUGCAAUCGCCACGAGAAUUAGAAGUUCACCUUAGCACUCAUCAGCCUGAAGGUAGUUAUGCAUGUAACGUUUGUCCUGUUAGCUUUUCAGAUGUCGAUCAGCUAAAUCAACACAAACAAAUACAUGCACCGACACAUAAAGAAGUCAAAUAUUGGUGUGAUUUAUGCACGGCCAGUUUUCGUACCAAAGAAGUGUACGAUGAACAUAUGCGAAGGCAUAAUGAUGAAUUAUUACUGCCUUCAUUGGCUAACAUUCCGCCUUUGGGUAGUGAAGACGGUAAUUCUCUGAUGAAAAUGGAAAAUAACGACUAUGAUGGAUGCUAUUCAUGUGACAUCUGUGGGAAAUCAUUUGCGAAUAUGGUUUAUCUCAAUUCUCAUCGUGCACAACACACAAACGCAAGCGAUCGUUCAUACCGUUGUGAUUACCCACAUUGUGGGCGUUUAUUUACUGCGCGUCACUCUAUGAUGGAACAUGCCCGGCAGCACUACAGCGAUGAAGAGUUUAAAUGCGAAAUUUGCGGCAAAUCAUUUAAAUCGCUUAAAAAUCUACAAAAUCACAAACAAAUACAUGACGCUAUCAAACGUUAUGUUUGUAAAAUAUGUGGUUCGGCGUUUGCGCAAGCGGCAGGUCUGUAUUUGCAUAAGCGACGACAUAAUCGGCCCAACUCUCGUGUACGUCAAAGUUACUGAUCCACAUACAUAAACCUGUAAAGGUUUUGCAAACGGCAGUAGACAUAGUAUGUAACCAUUGCAAUAACAAUAUUCUUCUAACUAACCUAACUAUGCAUGCUUAAGUAGCUACGUAUAUAUAUGUAUUUGAAAUUUGCACGAAAUUAGGGGGCUCCAUAUGGACUGUAACUAUAUAAUUACUUAACAUGAUGAAAUUAAUCACAUAGUAACGUUGACUAACGUUAGUAGUAUUAAUGCAAUGCAAAGUUUUAAAAUUGAAGAAUUGAGGGCGCAUUCGAAAACGUCAAAAAACAAAGAAUCAGUCUAUUUUAUUUCUAAACCUAGUUGAAAAUUAUGAUUAAUCGUGGUUGCGCACAUUUGGCAUUACAAUCUGCCGAGGCUUAAAAAGAAAAAAAAAACGAAUACUUAGUAUUUUGGACGUUUUCGAAUGCACCCAUACUUUAGGCUUCAUUUUAGUUGCGUUUUAUCAUUUUAUUUAAAAGGCCUUUUUUGUAUAAAGUUACCACGAAAGAGAUUGUUCAAAGUUGUUUGUUUCGCAAGUAUUAUAACAACUUCAUAUUAACUUAUUAUUUGGCAUAAAUACAUUAAGCUCGUUUGCUAGAAAAUCCAAGGGAGAUUACUUAAAUAUUAAAUAUAUUACUAAAAAUGCGAGAUUAUGGUCCUUAUCUUAGUCAUAGCGAAGUUUUUUCUUUUUGUUUGCUGUCUCCGACAGGAUAAGAUAUUUGUUUAUUGUGGCGAAUCGCUGUCAUCCACUGUCAAAUUUAAUUUGAUCCCAAACUGUCUUCGGUCCUGUAUCAUCUUAGUUCAAUUUUUUGUUUAGACCAAUGUGACAAAGUGCCGAAAUCAAUUUGACUCCAAAUCAACGAGAGAUGACGAAAAUUCGUUAAAAAAUUAUCAGAUUGUUUCCAGUUUAUAGUGCUUAAACAAAGAUUAAGAGCAGAAUU